GGUCCCGGGGCGGGCUCCGGGCUUCGGGCGGACGAUGCGGCGGCGCGGCCGGAGCGGCGGCGGGAAGCGGAGGCGGAGGUGACGCGCCAGGGCCGGCGGGCCCGGCCAUGCAGCGCUCCCGGGCGGCCGCGGACGAGGCGGCCCUGCUCCUGGCCGGGCUGGCCCUGCGGGAGCUGGAGCCGGACGGCGACUCUCUGGGCCGGGGUCGGCGGGUGCCGCGGCCCGGGCUCGGAGACGAGGCGGCGCAGGCGCUGGGCCGCAGAGGGAAGGGCGGCGGCGGCCCCGAGGCCGGGGCGGACGGACUGAGCCGUGGGGAGCGAGGCCCUCGGCGCGCGGCGGCCCCCGAGCUCAGCGCGCAGCCUGCGGGCAGCCCGCGGGCCAGCCUGGCGGGCUCCGACGGCGGCGGCGGCGGCGGCAGCGCCCGUUCCAGCGGCAUCAGUCUGGGCUACGACCAGCGCCACGGCAGCCCGCGCUCCGGCCGCUCGGACCCGCGUCCCGGCCCCGGGCCGCCGUCGGUGGGCAGCGCCCGCUCCAGCGUGUCCAGUCUCGGCUCCCGCGGCUCGGCCGGCGCCUAUGGCGACCUGCUCCUGCCCGGCGCCUGCCCCGCGCCGGCGCGCUCCCCGGAGCCUGCCGGGCCGGCCCCCUUCCCUCUGCCUUCGCUGCAGCUGCCCCCGGGCCGGGAGGGCAGCCCGAGCGCGGCCGAGCGGCGGCUGGAGGCGCUCACCCGAGAGCUGGAGCGGGCGCUGGAGGCGCGCACGGCGCGGGACUACUUCGGUGAGCAGCUCGCCGCGCCCUCCGCUCCCGGCCCCCCGCCUCCCGUCAGCCUCGUCCCGGGUCGGGGUCGGCACCGGGGGGAGAAAAGCGUGUCUCCCGUGGGGCUGGGAAGCCGACGACGUUUGUCUCGCGGAGGGUGUGUGAGUGAGAACCGCCAGGUUUGGGUUUUAUUCGGAACAGCGGCUUCGCUUCUGCUUCCCGGCCGAAGAAGGGGUUCUGGCAGAGAGUUGCCGCACUGUUCUACUCGAUGCUUUGUGAUGAGCCUGUCAGCCGAAGCUGCGGUAGGGGCCGCGGCAUCCCGGUGUUCUCCCCAGCAGUGUGGGAAAUUCAUCCUUAAUCCACUUCACAUCUCUUGGAAGUGGGUGCUGAGAAAUGGAAGCAGAGUCCCCAUCCCUGGUGUCCAGGGACCCAGGGACCCUUGCUCGGCCCUUGUUGUUGCAGGGAGACGACUCCGCGGGAAGGCGUUCUACCAUGUGGGCGAGAAGGUGUACUGCCAGGAGGACUUCCUGUACUCCGGGUUCCAGCAAACGGCUGACAAGUGUAGCGUGUGUGGACACCUCAUCAUGGAGAUGAUCCUGCAGGCCCUUGGCAAGUCCUACCACCCAGGCUGCUUCCGGUGCUCCGUGUGCAACGAGUGCCUAGAUGGGGUACCCUUCACGGUGGACGUGGAGAACAAUAUCUACUGUGUCAGAGACUACCACACGGUUUUUGCACCAAAAUGUGCCUCCUGUGCCCGUCCCAUCCUCCCUGCACAGGGCUGUGAGACAACCAUCCGUGUGGUGUCCAUGGACAGAGACUACCACGUGGAAUGCUAUCACUGUGAGGACUGCGGGCUGCAGCUGAGCGGGGAGGAUGGACGCCGCUGCUACCCCCUGGAGGGCCACCUGCUGUGCCGUCGCUGCCACCUGCGGCGCCUGCGGCCAGGCCCACUUCCCUCUCCUGCAGUGCACGUCACCGAGCUCUGAGCAGGGGCUGGGAGCCUGACCCCGGGGCCGUGUGUGUGCGUGUGUGUGUGCAAGGGAGAGAGAGGGCGCUGUGGGUGACCCGGGCCAGUGUCGGAGCAUUGUGCCAGGGUGGGUGCGGCUGCCACCCCAUCCCACCCCCACUGGCCACCGAGCUGCUGUCCGAGGGGCCGGCCCCGCGGCGAAGCUGCUUCUAUUUAUUCACCGUCUGUGCCUCCUCAGGCCGCUUCCUUCCUUCCGGGUUCUGCCGCUUCCCACGCCCCGCCAUCCCGGCCUUGUGUUCCGGGACCCCUGCGCCCCCGGCCUCGGGGGAGGGCCGCCACCGUGGGUCACGGGGCUGAGGACGGCCACUCACGUGCGGGGCGCGGGGCACGCCGCCCUCCGACUGGCCUCAGGGGCAGCCAGCCUCCCUGUUCAGAGGGGGCCUGGAACCCCCUCCAAGCCCGCGCCGCGGGGCAGGGUGUGGGCGGAGGGCGCGGCGCGUCUACUAAGCGCCUGGCCCGCUGGCGGGCAGGAAGGGUGCCUUGUUUGCGAGGGGGCGAAGAAGGACACUCCUGGGGAGUGGGGACCCCACGGGGGCUCUGCCCUUGGCCAUUAUGGUCACUGAUAUUUGGCCACAAUCCCGCCGGUCUCUUCAUCCCUGGCUUCUGGGACUGUCCCCCGCAUCCCUCAGCCUCGGGGAAGGAACCUUCCCUCGCGAAUAACAGCAGCGGGUCUGGGUCGAGAGACGCCGCGAGGGGGCGCCCUGGCCACGCGGCGGCAGACCACCUGUGGCAGGAAAGCGCCGCGUAUCAGGCCCCACGACAAAAGCCUAUGACUUGACUUAAAUUAAGUUCUUCCUUUGAGAAUAUUUUCAUUUUCUUUAAAAGAAUAUAAUUUUCUCCUAAAAACAUGGCCCAAGGUUGUUAUUUCUUAGGGAAACUACAAGAAACUAGCAAAUGUCCAAUUUGUGUAUCAUAUGGCUGAUUUUCAGGUAGUAAAAACAUUGUAGUUUUUUAUUAUUUUUGUAUAAAUUCCUAAAAUCUCAAAA
Messenger RNA from Manis javanica (Malayan pangolin), 2766 nucleotides. NCBI's taxonomy places the organism in Eukaryota, Metazoa, Chordata, Mammalia, Pholidota, Manidae. The record is from RefSeq and is a predicted model, not a curated record.